Messenger RNA from Diabrotica balteata, 5311 nucleotides. Lineage: Eukaryota; Metazoa; Arthropoda; Insecta; Coleoptera; Chrysomelidae. The record is from the annotation of a GenBank genome assembly.
AAUACAAACAAAUUAGUUUAUGCCGUAAUGAGAGGUUAUCUCUUGUGCCGUGUACUAAAACAAGAAAAUGUCGGAUUUUGCCAAAAGGUUUUUCAUAAAAGUUGUCGGACUUCAUCUUGGAACAACCUUUUUGGAGGACAACUGGGACAAAGACAUCAUUGGUAUGCAAGAUUUGCAAAAUUUUUUGACGAUGGAGAAUGUUCUUACAUUGUACGCUAUUAUUGAAGAAAUUGAAGACAACAAACGAAUGAAAUUUUUCAGAACGAUAUCCAAUAAACAAUAUGACAUGGUUAUGGUUUUUAUUAAAUAUAAACCACACGUUCCAACUGACGAUAAUUUAUUAAAUAAUAUUCAAAGUACAACUUUUUCUGGAUCUCCAACAUUGGCACUAUUUCAGAGCUUAAGUAUUUAUUCUCCUUUAUUAUUGCAGAAAGAUCAGCCAACUUUACACAGACAAAUAACUAAUCUUCAAAAUGAUUUACGAUCCGUUAUAUUUAACGAUCAACCCACGAAACUAAUAGACCCCCAGGCAGCAGAUUACUCCUCUUUAACAGUUGUCACUUCUUUGGAACAUGAAGUAGCUUACUGGAACACAAUCAAGCCAUCUAAAAGGGAUAAAGUGACUAAAGCUGACUGUGCUACUUUUAAAGAUUUACUCGCAACCAUCGCUGAAGAGUUUAGCAUUAUUGACGCACUUUCGACAAUAGACGUAGAAGAUUUGCUGGAACGGUCUCACACAGUCCUUGAUGAUUUAUGGAAAAAUGACCCACCAUUUCCUAAGGACAGAAUCAAACACAUUAUGGAUAUAAUAGCGUCUGAUGUGCAAAAAUACAAUGUUGCCAAAUUAAAACGCUACAACUUAUGGACGUCUGAAUAUUCAGAGAUAUCAGAAGCUUUAGCACAAGAAAUCGGAAUAGAUGAAAAGUGGUUGACAAGUUGCAAACAACUGACAGAAAUAUUUUGGCCAAAUUAUGGUUUGAAUCCAUGGAAGGAUAAAGUGUAUCAACCAUCGGAACUUGUAGAUAUACUUGGCGUUUUAAAAAAGGUUCUUGAAAUAAGAGCUCUACACAAGCAAUUAACAAAGCUUCUAACGAACCAGGAACAGGCUGAACUUAAAACACAAGACAUGAUGAAAUGUUUUCAAGAUAUUGAUAUAACUAUUCUUACCCAGGAUACAACAUUAAUAUUAACAAAAGCAGAAAAGCAAUUUGAGUAUUUAAUCCAACCAACCGAAAAACGAAUUGCAAUCAAAUUGAAAAAGCAAUUGGCCGAUAUGAGCGGCAAUACACGACAGCUCAUCUACGAGUAUUCCAAAUACUCAGAACUUAUUAGUAGACCAGUUCUUAUGCAGGAGCUCAUAAAAGAAAGGCAAUUUCUUUUGGUGGCACUUUAUGAUUAUUUAAAACAAAUACAGUCUCAAACAGCGUCUGAAAAUUUUAUAAUCGCCACUAGAUACGACACACCAGAAGUGGUUAAGGAUAUUAUAAUGAUUAGACAACUUGAAUCUAAAGCAAACGAAGUAAACAGGGUAUCUCAGAAAAUACUUAAGGAUCUUCAAGGAUAUGAUGACCUUAGGGAAAUGAUAACCGAACUCAUCAAGGACCUCAAACAACAGCAUAACGAGCUCUUCGAAUCGUGGAGCUCGGAAAUAAUGGGUUAUAUAAAAAACAACGCAUUGAGUCUAAGAGAAUCGGAUCCUGUUGUCGAGUUUUCUAAAGAGAAACUUAUGCACGUUAACUACUCACCACGACUAGUCAUUCUUAUAUCUGAAGUUAGACAGCUAAAAGCGAUGGGAUAUCACGUGCCAAAUGUUAUUGAAGAUACCAGUGAACAUGCUAAAAAGUUUAUGAAAUUUGCAAGAAUAUUAGAACAGAUUGCAAAUUUUCACAAUACAAUUGGCGAUCGUAUGAUUCCGUCCCAGAAGCCAAUGAUGCUUGCCAGUGCCAUGGAGUUAUCAAAGCUUGUACAAGAACAAGAAGUGGUUUCCUGGGGGCAAGAAAGAUCAGUAGAAAAGUAUGUGGAAACUCUGAAAACAGCUGUUGAAAGACUCUCGAAGGAAAAUAACCUGCUAACUAUGUACCAUCAUCAAAUUUUGGAAAAGAUAAAUGGUCUGAAAGAAAUUGAUCUUAUUAAAGAUUACAGCAGAUGGAAAGACAUAGCCAAACAAAUAAGACACAUUACAAAUCAAGUCGAAGAAAAAGGUUUUAGAAAUGUACAAAGUUGGAAGAAGGACCUCGACAAGCAACUAUGUCAAGUAUUAGAGAAACAAUAUUUAGAAAGUUUAGACACCCUUCAUAUUUACCUGCCUGAAAUCCAUGCUGAUUUAAUUUAUAGAAACUCUGUCUUAGAGUAUUUUCCAAGUGAAGAAAACUUAAGAAAGACCUACGAUCAACAACUCAAGAGAUUUUUGGAUAUUCCCAAAAAUUUUCGAACCAUAUCGGAAGAACCAAAAAAUGAACUCUUUGAAGGAAUCACAAAAAGAAAUAAACAAGCAUUGGAUAACGUUUCUAAACGUACAGAUGAACUAUUCGAACAACUAAAAGCGGUAUUAACACAUUGGCAGUCUUGGCUUCAACUGGAAUCCCUAGAUACCUCAAAAUUACAAACUUGGCAACAUUGGGAUCUUCAUUUUAGAGCAUCGAAAACGUUUGGGCAAGAAAUUGCUAAGCUACCAAGUACUGAAGAACGUGUCGGUUGCUUUGUUAUUGGUCUUUCGCGCUUAAGAUCUGAUUUGGAGUCUCAUAAUAGAAGUUAUUGGGAUCAACUUGUCAAUUCUUUAAAGGACUCAAUAGCUCAGGAUGUUGUAAAAUUGCAGAACUACGUAGACCACUCCACAACAAAUCUCACAAAGCAACCUGUAACUAUAGAUGAGGUAGGGGAGUCUGGAGUUGUGCAUUCUAAUAUUCUAAAGGAGAAGCCUGAAAUGGAAGAACUAUUUAACGAAAUGUCUAGAAAAGCGCAAACCCUGUCCAGCUGGUCACGAGAACAAGUGAGUGUUGUAAAUAGACUUAAAGGUGCUUGGGAUCGUCUGCAAAGUUUAUUGGAUAACUAUCAACAUAUUAUGGAAAAACAGAUGGAAACUAUUAAAACUACUCUCAAUAUCGAAAAGGAGAAUUUAGAUAAGGAAAUAGAACGGUUUGUGGCCAAGUGGGAGGAAAUAAACCCGCGACCACAAUCAGCACAGCUUAGUACUAAUUCUCUUAUCGACUUAAAUAAGCAUUUAAAUAACUUAAAAGAAAAACGAACAGACUGGACAGAGAUUAAAAAUAAGUGUGAAAAAUUAACAGCUGACUUCACAAAGUUUAAUUUAGAGCCCCCUCCGUUGACUUUUUUAAAAGAUAUUGAAGAUAAACUUGCAAGUGAAGAAAAUACUUGGUCCGUUUUUGAAGAUUUUUAUACAGGAUUUCAAGAACUUAGUUGCGAACCGUGGAUAGUAUUUAGGAAGAAAAUUUUUAAACUAGAAGAUUUUUUAAAGGAGUGGAGGGAAAAAUUAAGCAAAAUGGAUAACAGCUCCCUGGUUACAAGAAUUUUACAAGAAAUUCACAAAUAUGAGGUGAUAGCUCCCUCUCUAAAAUAUGUCAAAGGAGAAGACUUUACAGAAAAGCACUGGUUAGACACUUUAAAUAUUUUGGGAAUGGAACCUAAAUUGGUAGACCAGCUGACAUUAAAUGACUUUUUAAACGUUUCGGAGAAAAUACAAGAGAAUCUAAAAGAAUUGCAGGCUAUAUCCAAAAAAGCUGCUAGUGAAAUAAUCAUUAGGCAAGCACUAGCUGAACUAGAUCAAUGGGAUGUUCAUAGCAGAUUUGUUUUAAUGACACAUAAAGAUUCUAAAAAUAAGGAUAUUCAUUUAAUAAAAGACUUUAAGGAAAUUUUAAAUAAGAUUGGGGACAACCAAAGUUUAUUACAAUCUCUCAAAAACUCUGCCGAUUACGAUUCUUCAACGGAGAAAGUCACUAUGUGGGAAAAUAAGUUCGGAGAUUUGGAUCAUUAUCUGACUUCCCUUGCCCAAAUUCAAAGAAAGUGGCUAUAUUUGGAACCAAUUUUUGGAAGUGGUACACUAGCUCAAGAGAAAACUAGAUUUGAUAGAAUUGAUCAGAGAUUUAGACACAUUUUACUAUUUAUAGAAAAAGACUUGCGUGUUGCAGCGUUAUGCAGAUAUCCUAAUUUACGAUCACUUCUAGAGUCAACAUUAGACCAACUUUCUCGUUGUCAAAAUAGUUUGGAUAACUUUUUGAAGGAAAAACGUGGUAAAUUUCCACGUUUUCUUUUUCUUAGCGACGACGAUUUAUUAGAAGUCGUUGGUCAAUCCUCCAAGGAACAAGUUCUACAAACUCACCUAAAGAAAAUAUUUGUUGGUGUUAAUAAUGUUAAAUUAUCAACAAGUUGUCAAGAAAUAACUACAAUAUGUUCUUUGCAAGGAGAAAGCGUGGUUUUAUCAAAUCCUAUAAGUAUACAAAAACCGGUUGAGAUAUGGCUUAAUGAUUUGGUUAAAGAAAUGCAAGUAACGUUAAAAGAACUACUUGUCAACUGCCAGAAAGAGAAAGGCGCUCCAGAUCCAUUAAUGUAUCCUUCUCAAAUAUUAUGUCUAUCGGAUAACAUAACGUUCACUGCUAAAUGCGAACAAGCAAUUACCAGCAUGGCAUUACCUUCUUUAUUAUCCAAAUACAAGACUCAAUUGGAACACUACAGUGCACUUGAAUUAAAUAAUGAACAAAAUAAAGAUAUAGAAGGAGAAAAUGUCUUAGAAUUAAAAUUGAAAGCUCUACUACUAGACACAAUUCAUCAUAUAUCUGUUCUAGAGGAACUCAUGGAGUUCAACGUAACAAAGAUUUCGGAAUGGACUUGGCAGAAACAAUUGAGAUAUUAUAGUAACUCUAUCGGCGAAGUAACUGUCAAAAUGGCCAACGCCAGAAUGGAAUACUCCUAUGAAUAUUUAGGAAAUGCUGCAAAACUUGUGCGGACACCAUUAACAGACAAGUGCUUUUUAACGUUAACUCAGGGAAUUCAUUUGGGUAUGGGAGGAAAUCCUUAUGGUCCAGCAGGCACUGGCAAAACGGAAUCUGUUAAAGCACUUGGAGGACUUCUAGGAAGACAAGUUCUGGUGUUUAACUGCGAUGAGGUAAUGUAAAUGAAGAAAUAACAAAUAAUAGGAGUGUUUUCAAAAUAAAUAAAAGUUUAACCUAAAAAUUAAAUAAAGUAAAUAGGUAAUAAUGCUAAAUUGUCUUCUAAAUCUAAAUGCAAAGAUUAAGACACAAUUCAUAUUAAUGCCAAAUCAUGUAUAGCAGAGGUUCUCUAGAAAUAAAGUCGUUAA